Messenger RNA from Dermatophagoides pteronyssinus (European house dust mite), 576 nucleotides. Its product is annotated as luc7-like protein. The record is from RefSeq and is a predicted model, not a curated record. Lineage: Eukaryota; Metazoa; Arthropoda; Arachnida; Sarcoptiformes; Pyroglyphidae.
AUGGCUUCAUCUUCAAAAGUUAUUUUAGAGAAUCAAAACAAUAAACUACUGCAUAUAUCUGUUACUUAUACAAAUAAAACAGGCUUACCAAUUUUGAUUGCUGAAAAUUUCAAUUCUGCAUGGAGUACUAUAUUGAAUUAUCAAGAAAACUCCAAUUCAGCUAACUUUUUAAAUUUAGAUGAUAACGAUUCUAAAGUUCAAGUAUGCAAGUAUUAUCUAGUGGAUUUUUGCCCUCACGAUUUGUUCUCGAACACCCGGAGCAACUUGGGUCCGUGCAAUAACCUCCAUCUGGAGGUAUUACGCGAGCAGUUUCAGCAGGCAAAUGAUCCUGAACGGACAUAUCGCAAUGGACUGCAGAUGCAAAAAGAAAACGAACUUCGAAUUUGCGACAUUUGCGGGGCCAUGCAAAGUGUUGGAGACACUAUGGCACGCUUCGAAAGCCACGUCAUGGGCAAGCAACAUAUUGGCUUCGAACGGAUACGCGCUUGUAUCGCCAGACUUAAAGAAAAACAUGCAGCGAAAGAAAAACGUUUCCCUCACAAGAACUCGAAUCCCACUGUUGCCAAUUUGUCCUAA